Molecule: messenger RNA, 1287 nt
Organism: Magnusiomyces paraingens
Lineage: Eukaryota; Fungi; Ascomycota; Dipodascomycetes; Dipodascales; Dipodascaceae
Exons: 1
Coding region: 1-1287 (428 amino acids)
Biological process (GO): regulation of translational fidelity; 'de novo' cotranslational protein folding
Cellular component (GO): cytosol
Molecular function (GO): Hsp70 protein binding; ribosome binding
Source: RefSeq, a predicted model, not a curated record
AUGACUACCGCCACCUUGUUGCCUCUCCCCGCCGAGUGGUCUGCUCCGGAAUCUUUCCAGGCCUACGCUACCAUCUCCUCCCCCUCCAAGCGUGUCAUUGAGCCCGUUGGCCCUGGCUUCCUCGCACAUGCCCGCCGCACCCUUAGAGGCCGUACCUGGUCUGAGGAUGAGAAAAUCCAGGCAGAGAAGAACGUCAAGAAGGUUGUCGAGAACAAGGACGAGAUUGAGCUCGAAGAUGAGCCCGAAGAUCCUUCCAUCUUUGAGCUGGAUGCCAAGGACUGGAAGAACCAGGACCACUACAUGGUUCUUGGUCUUACAAAGCUGAGAUACAAUGCUACUGAUGAUCAGAUCCGCAUUGCCCACAGAAGAAAGGUUCUUAAGCACCACCCCGAUAAAAAGGCUGCUCAGGGCCAGAUCAAUGAGGAUAGUCUGUUCAAGUGCAUUCAAAAGGCCUUUGAGGUUCUUUCUGACCCCGUCCGCCGCAGACAGUUUGACUCAGUCGAUAAGGCUGCCGAUGUCCUCCCCCCCAAGAAGAAUGUCAAGGGCGACUUUAUUGAGCUCUGGGCCCCUGUCUUUGCUGCUGAAGGCCGCUUCUCCAAGACCCAGCCUGUCCCCGUUCUCGGCACCUUGGAGUCUCCCAAAACCCAGGUUGACGCCUUUUACUCCUUCUGGUACAAGUUUGACUCAUGGAGAACCUUUGAGUACCUCGAUGAGGAUGUCCCCGACGAUUCCAGUAACAGAGACAACAAGCGUUACAUUGAGAAGAAGAACAAGGCUGCCCGCCAAAAGUACAAGACUGAUGAUACCGUCAGACUGCGCAAGCUUGUCGACACUGCUCUCGCCCAAGAUCCCCGCAUCAAGAUGUUCCAGGACGCCGAGAAGAAGGCUCGUGAGCAGCGCAAGUGGGAACGUGAAGCUGGUGCUCGUGCUGCCCAGCAGGCCAAGGAGGAGGCCGAGAAGAAGAAGGCUGAAGAAGAGCGUCUUGCCAAAGAAUCCCAGCAGGCUGGUAAGAAGGCCAAGGAGGCUGCUAAGAAUGCUAAGAAGAAACUCAAGCGUACCGUCCGUGCCGGUCCCAAGGAGGUAUCUUACUUUGGCGAAGCUGACUCCAAGGUUCAAGAGUCUAUUGAUGCUGAUGUUGAUGCCAUUCUUGAGAAGCUCAAUGACACCCAGCUCGCCGAUCUUGCCGGUAAGGUUUCCGAUAACAAGGAUGCUGCCGCUGUCAAGGCUGCCUACGUUGCUACUGCUGCCGAGCUCAAGCUUUCGUCUGUCAAGUACUUUAGCUCUUAG